CGAGGGGCGGGUGCGCAAACAACCCCGCGCGCGUAUAAAUGAAGCGUCUUGCGCUCAAGAGGAACCACAGAAGAGCUCCGCUCACCUCGGGAAUACAUCCUCCGUCCUCCAAGGAAUACCAGCCCUGACGAUGCUGCACAUUGCCGUGUUCUCUACCGCAUGCCUCAUUCUUGUGGGCUGCAUCAAAGCGGCAUCCGCCGGUUCUGUGGUGCUCAACUCCAACGCUAUUAAGGUCGGUUCAGGUGCGGCGAGUCCCGGUCAAUCGGUCAGCCCGAGUCCGGAUGAGUCACCUGCGGACAGCGGCAGUCUGAACUUCGCCAUCGAUGCACCCCAGCAGCCUUUAAUCUGCGAGAGUGAUGAGGAAUGCGGUGGCGACGAGUUCUGCUUCCUGUCUCGCGGUGUCUGUCUCCAGUGCAAGAAGCGCAGGAAGCGCUGCAUCCGGGAUGCGAUGUGCUGCCCUGGCAACCACUGCAGCAACGGAGUUUGUCUUCCAAACGAUCCUGACAUGAUCCACCAGAUUGGAAUGGAAGAGUUUGUGUCCAUCUCCCAAGAAAACUCAACUGUUGUGGUGCCACCAACAGUUGCAACUGAAGGUUCACCACAAAACCAAAUGCUAAAAGGUCUGGAGGGAGAGACCUGCCUGAGAUCAUCAGACUGUGCUGAGGGACUCUGCUGCGCCCGUCACUUUUGGUCCAAAAUCUGCAAGCCUGUCCUAAAAGAAGGCCAGGUCUGCACAAAGCACAAGAGGAAAGGCACCCAUGGCUUGGAGAUAUUCCAGCGUUGCGAUUGUGCAGAAGGUCUGUCCUGCAGAACGCAAAGAGAUGGCAGCAAGUCAUCACGGAGUCUGCACACUUGCCAGAGACACUGAAUGAAUGUUCGAGGAAUUUUCUUUCACAAAGCUCCCAGAGAAGCGAGAAAAAA
Molecule: messenger RNA, 921 nt
Organism: Sinocyclocheilus anshuiensis
Lineage: Eukaryota; Metazoa; Chordata; Actinopteri; Cypriniformes; Cyprinidae
Product: dickkopf-related protein 1-like
Exons: 4
Coding region: 131-868 (245 amino acids)
Biological process (GO): negative regulation of canonical Wnt signaling pathway; multicellular organism development
Cellular component (GO): extracellular region
Molecular function (GO): receptor antagonist activity; co-receptor binding
Source: RefSeq, a predicted model, not a curated record